Parasteatoda tepidariorum (common house spider) is the source of this 1434-nucleotide messenger RNA. Lineage: Eukaryota; Metazoa; Arthropoda; Arachnida; Araneae; Theridiidae. The record is from RefSeq and is a predicted model, not a curated record.
GUAACUGCACCAGAAUCUAAACCCCCUGAAGAAAAGAUGGGUGAAAAAAAUGAAAAAAUACCAUUAACAAUUAGUGAUCACCAUGGAGGGACCUAUGAAUCUUUAGUAUCAAGAGAUAAUUCAAUUAUUUAUUGUUGCCACGGUAAUGCAGCAGAUGAAUGUUGCCAAAAUGGAAUAUCUAAAUCAACCGAAAAAAUACCAAAAAAAGAAAGCAUAUUAGUAGAUUCUCAUUGCCACGAAGAUAAAGAAUUUGGCAUUGAUAAGAUUGCGAGACGAAAAUUAGUAUUCGCCAGUAUUCUUUGCUUAUUCUUUAUGAUUGGUGAAGCUGUAGGUGGUGUUUUAGCAAACAGUUUAGCCAUAGCCACAGAUGCUGCUCAUCUACUUACUGAUUUUGCUAGUUUCAUGAUAAGUUUGAUGGAAAUAUGGGUUGCUUCGAGACCUGCAACUAAACGAAUGAGCUUUGGCUGGUACAGAGCAGAGGUUAUUGGAGCUUUAACAUCUGUAUUACUCAUUUGGGUUGUCACUGGUAUUCUUGUAUAUAUGGCAGCUCAGAGAAUUAUUUAUGAAGAAUAUGAAAUCGAUGCCAAAGUUAUGCUGAUUACAGCUGCUGUAGGGGUUGCUGUGAACAUAGUAAUGGCUAUUUCUUUGCAAGUGGGAGGCGUUUCCCAUGGCCAUAGCCAUGGAGAUUCACCGAAGCAUGGUCAUUCUCAUGAAGGAUCAGGGAAAGAGAACAUAAAUGUUAGAGCAGCCUUCAUCCAUGUUAUUGGAGAUUUCAUUCAAAGUCUUGGCGUUUUAGUAGCAGCCUUUGUUAUUUUUUAUAAGCCAGAAUAUGCUAUCGUCGAUCCUAUCUGCACGUUCUUCUUCUCUGUUCUGGUACUUAUCACUACUUUUGCAAUUCUGAAAGAUACGCUUAAUGUUUUGAUGGAAGGAAUACCCCGUGGAAUGAAUUUUCAGGAAGUGAUGAAACUCAUCUACACAAUACCAGGAGUAGUUAAAGUCCACAAUUUGAGGAUAUGGUCAUUGAGUAUGGACAAAACCGCUCUUUCAGCACACAUUGUCAUCGCUAAAGAUGAGGAUCCCAUAUCUGUCUUAAAGAAAACAUCAAGUAUUAUAAGAAAAGAGUUAGGAGUGUUCGAUUUGACUUUGCAGGUGGAAGAAUAUCGAGAUGACAUGGUAAACUGCAAUCAGUGUCAAGAACCGAAAGAUUGAAAAUGAAACCAUUUUUAUUGUACAGUUUUCAGUUCGAGGAGUGAGCUAUGUUUUGUUUGGUUUGGUUUAAGUUUUGAAGAUUAAUAUUGUUCGUAACAUUGUUAAUAUUUUUUAAAAGGUACCAUUCUGCCAAACUUUGUUUUAAAGUGUACCAUAUUGAGUUUAUAUGGAGAUGCGUAUUUUUAGCAUAAAGUUAUUUAUAUAAUAAAAUAGUUUUCUAGUUUU